Messenger RNA from Botrytis byssoidea, 744 nucleotides. RefSeq lists its product as uncharacterized. The record is from RefSeq and is a predicted model, not a curated record. NCBI's taxonomy places the organism in Eukaryota, Fungi, Ascomycota, Leotiomycetes, Helotiales, Sclerotiniaceae. Bases 1 to 483 code for a protein of 160 amino acids. The transcript has 3 exons.
AUGUCUUCAAGUGUCAUUCUCUGCUGUCUUGCGACUAGUAUCCCGAGGGGACACUCGUCCAACCUCCUUUCUCUCUUUCUUUCGGCCUUGGAUGCUCGUCUCCGACUCAACAAAGCUUUUCCCCUUCUUGCGGGUAACAUACCAACAAAAUUAGAACCAAUUAUCGAACUUCAAAAGAUUGAAAAGGAUAGUACUACGUCCCCCAAGUACCAUAUUCGUUAUUUUUUACUUACAGACGAUCUGGAAAAACAUAGGCCAUACAUUGAGAUGUAUCCAGGCGAGAGUUUUGGUGAGCUAGAAGUUCAAGCUGUGAUUCAAUGGGAAAAGGAACAAAAGCAAUGGUGGAGUAUGGAUAGUAUUACAGAUGAAAGAAGUAUUGAGGGGAAGCGAAGAAUGAAUAGUGAAUGGAGGGAGAGGAUCACUUGGCCAGGGCUCACCAGGGCUCACCAGGGAUUCAUUCUUUUUACCACGUCGUUGGCAUAAGAAAGAAUGAUAUUCUCACGGUGUCACUUGACGCAACCACUUUUUUUCACAACUACUGUGAUUUUAUCACUUGAUACUUAUAGCUUAGCAAUUUAUUGGGAUGGAUCCAAACAAAGCUUCCAUCAUGUUGCACUGACGGUUGAUGAGCUUGUUGCAAAGGAGGCAGAAAAUCUUGAGAGGAUGGUCUAAUUCUUAUGUGGAGCACAUCCAGGAGGACUGUAGCUUUAGUGUACGGGUAGAGAGACCAAAUAAUGAUCCUGA